CACUCUUGGGAUUAUACAUGGAUGCUGUUGAACGGGAGAGAAGAUAAUGUUUCCUGGCCUAUUUUGAGAGACGGUAAAGUAGGUGCGAAGAUGACAACGAAAACUUGCACAUGUACAUUGUCAAUCUUGGUGGGAAACGCCUCUGUCGGUCUACAGGGUUUGUCUUAUUGUUUUCUCCUUCCUAUCGUGCUUGUAUUUAGCUUGUAUGCAGACAUGUUUCUCUAA
Bipolaris victoriae FI3 is the source of this 225-nucleotide messenger RNA. RefSeq lists its product as hypothetical. Lineage: Eukaryota; Fungi; Ascomycota; Dothideomycetes; Pleosporales; Pleosporaceae. The record is from RefSeq and is a predicted model, not a curated record. The transcript has a single exon. The annotation marks the transcript as partial.